GACCAAGCACAACUACAAAUUCCUUUACCUUUUUUUUUCAAAUGACUUCCGUCAUUUAAUUUUUUUACUUCCUUGUUUAAGUUUAGUCCAUUUGAGAUCGCUUAGAGUUAAAUAUCUCCUUUCCUUCGAUGAAAUGACCCUUCAACCUUUUCGAAUUGGCAUUGUGAUUUUGUUAUUUUGUAUCAGCAAAACACAACAAUGCCCUCCAAAAAACAUUUCCUGCAACAACGUUAAGAUGGCCAAGGGAUUCAAGUUCUUAUAUCCGUGUCCUGAGGGAGGAGAGAUUUCUGUGAUUGAUAAUAAGACUCUGAUUGCUCAUGCUGUGCUUGGCAUUCAGUGGUUUAGUUAUUUGAAUGAAGUGAUGAGCAUGGACAACCAUUCAGUUGUUACAAGAGACUGCAGAGACCUGCGAGUAGAAUGCAUAUUUAAUAAUGGAAAGAACUUUGUGGAAGACAUCUGUGUGGAUUAUAAAAUGACUGAGAAAAUGAAGAAUCCUGAUCCCGAUGAUUCACCAACAACACAGAACCUCAGCAGUGAGAAGUUUUUUUUGAUCGGUGGGAUAGUGCUCUUCAUGGGGAUGGUUGUUUGCUGUUACAUUUAUUGUAAAAAGAAGCAGUAUGGUGUACCUGCAGUUUCUGGCUUUUUCAGAUAUCCUAAGACUUGCCCUUGUCUCAGAGAGGGGAUUUCCAAGGCAGAAAUGGGAGAGACAGAAGAAACUAGACACCCUGGAGGACGUGAAGUCCAAAAGGUCACAGCUGGUGAUUUGGACACAGCACAAUCCAAUACUGUUAACAGGCUAAUUGAAAUAUCUGCAACUUAUCCACGUGGAAGUGGUGAAAAUGAUAUCAAGCAAGAUGACAAACUUGGAAGUGUGCAGAGUGUUGAUCCCAAGGCUGAUGGCAAGACUCUUCAAUCCUUCAGACUGGACCGCAACUUAAGCACUGAGGGACUGCAGCCCAAUAAAACAGGAGACAUAAGUGCCCCUGACAAAACCUAUAAUCAUCAAGCCAUGAACAGUAGCUUAAGAGAUGAUCCAGGAAGAGUGGUUGAAACAAUUUAUUAA
Messenger RNA from Etheostoma spectabile (orangethroat darter), 1063 nucleotides. RefSeq lists its product as uncharacterized. Bases 134 to 1063 code for a protein of 309 amino acids. NCBI's taxonomy places the organism in Eukaryota, Metazoa, Chordata, Actinopteri, Perciformes, Percidae. The record is from RefSeq and is a predicted model, not a curated record. The transcript is spliced from 12 exons.